Brassica napus (rape) is the source of this 1388-nucleotide messenger RNA. RefSeq names its product F-box/kelch-repeat protein At5g49000-like. Gene Ontology annotation, molecular function: protein binding. The coding region runs from base 1 to 1146 and encodes 381 amino acids. Lineage: Eukaryota; Viridiplantae; Streptophyta; Magnoliopsida; Brassicales; Brassicaceae. The record is from RefSeq and is a predicted model, not a curated record. The transcript has a single exon.
AUGAAAGGAAGAUCGAGGAAGGAAAGGAAGAUCGAGGAAGGAAAGGAAGAGGUGUGUGGGUUAACGUCGUUGCCAGUUGAUGUGGUUACGAACUGUCUGGUUCAUGUAUCGAGAUUCGACCUGGCGGCCUUAGCUAUGACCUCCAAGGCACACCGGUCUCUCGCAACCUCCCCUUCCCUAUGGGACUUGAGAUGGCGGAUGAAGCGCAUCGAGCCAUCUUACUACGUGUGCUUGCACAUAUUUCCAGACCCCGUCCCACGGUGGUUCAUCCUCCACCCGGUGAAACGUCAGCUGAAACCGCUCCUCCCGCUUUGGUGUACAGAAUCAGGUUCCUCUUUUAUGGUGGUGGAUUGGGGUAUAUUUAUCAUCGGUGGACUCGUAAACGGCAAACCCACAUCGAAUGUCACCAUGUUCGAUUGUUUCGAGCAUGCGUGGUACAAAAUCCCGCCCAUGAAGAUGGCUCGUGCUUUCGCCUCAGCAAGCGUUAUCGACGGCAAGCUAUACGUGUUUGGAGGGUGCGGGGAUGACGUUGAUUCCUCAAACUGGGCAGAGGUCUACAAUCCCCGCACCUAUACUUGGAAUUUUUUGUGUGUGCCUACUACGACUCGGCCAAAGAAUAUAAAACAAAGCGUGGUGAUAGGCAAGAAGAAGGUUUACGUGGUGGAUGAGGAUCGUCAAAUCUUCUCCUUCUCCCCAAGCAAACUUCCUCCUAUGUUUGUGUCGUGCAGAAAAACAGAUUCUAAACCAGGAGACAGAGACGACUGGUGUUUGAUCGGAGGAUUCUUAUUUUCCCGUGGUGCCCGCGGGACGAUACUUUGGUGUUUGCCAGAAGAGUUCGAUUGGAAGGAAGUCAAGGGUUUGGAAGAGCUGCAACAACAACAGUUGGUUGAAUACGGUAUCACCAAACUCUCCACAAACUAUGCGUCCAACAUUGUCAUCUUCUGGAACGCCCAGCCUCCUCAAGGUGGUGCUACUGAGAGUUUGGAGCUUUGGUCUGCGGAGAUUUCCCUAACGCAAAUCGAGACAAGCCAGGGACUAGAGAUUCGGGGGAAGAUCGAGUGGUCCGGUUCUGUCUACAAACUCGACUACCCUCUCUCAGAAUCAAAUAGAGUUAAGGUCUUGUUUGCUGCUAGUGUCUUUGCCUGAUGACGAUGUUCUCACCUCCUUGGUUCAAAACUAAUAUCUAUUGAUAUCUUAAGUUGUUUUAAGCAUCUUUGUCUGCAUUUUUAAUUUUUAUUUAAUUUGCAAUUUGAGUCAGAACCAAGAUACAUAUAUCUCUUGUGCUCGUCCCUUUUGUCAAAGUGUUUUAGCUUCAAAGAUAACAUAGAUUGCAAGAUAUUAUUGAUAUACAUGUGUAAUUGUUAUAGGCUAUGCUUACGACUUUGUUU